AUGGAAAAUAGUUAUUUAAAUGUAGUUUCUUGCCAGGAAGGAGAUUAUUUAACUCAAAGAUGUCGUUUGAGUUUUUCGUUUAUUUUAGGAUUAGGCUUACGUGUUGGACAUUAUGUUUCUAUUACUUCUGAUGAUGGUUCUACGAGUGUAAUUUGUAUGUUACGUCCUUUGUAUGAAACAGAAUCAUUACGUGCUGUUGAAAUAGAUGAUACUGUCGUCAUAAAUCAUAAGUCCAUACGUAAGAGAUUAAAACACAUAAAAUAUCCUUCUGGAUUCACUUCACUUGACACGUGUUUAGUAAAGGACAUCAAAAUUUCUGUUGUUUUAAGCGACAUUAACGCAUCAUCUGAAUGGAAAAACGAAAAUUAUCAGUUAGAAUAUUGGAUAAAAUGCCUUAUUCAACAAUUUCGCAUUGUUAAAAAUUCUGUCAUAAAAUGUGCCAAUCAUCCUCUUACGGAGUUAUGCAAAUUUCAUGCCAUUAUUAUUGAAGAUCUGGACUGCAAUGAAAAUUAUGUAGGAAAAGUCAAUGAACAGACUAAUAUUUCUGUAAAUAAAAUCAUCAGUAAAGAGUGGUACGAACUAAAUCAAUGUGUCGAAGAGAUCCCUCUGGGAGGUUUACGGAAGGAAUACGAAAUUUUAAAGCAUAUAAUUACUAUCUCGACUAAUAAUUUUGAAUCAAAUCCCACUGGUAUAUUAUUAAUUGGACCUUCAGGAACAGGAAAGUCAACAUUAGUGAAAAAAGUUUGUUUGGAUUGUAGAGCACCUUUAAUUAAAAUUGGAAUAUCAAACUAUUGUAUAUCUGGAGAAAGCAAAAAUGAAAAUGAAUUAAGGAAAAUAUUUAGUCAGGCUGAGACGUUGUGUGAAGAGGGCCCUUGUGUCCUGUUGGUGGAUGAGAUUGAAUUAUUUUUUAAUAAGAAAAGUAGUAAAAACUGCAAGCCUCAGUUGCGUUCUCUAAUAGAUAAUGUGAAAAGAAAUAGGAAACUGAUAGUAAUAGGUGAAACGAGUAAACCAAAUGACAUUGUUUUGAGAAUGAGAAGAUCUUGUAGAUUUGAAAAAGAGGUAGAAUUAGAUCUAAACAUUUCUGAACUGUUUAUAUGUAUAGAUAUGCUUUAA
Messenger RNA from Centruroides sculpturatus (bark scorpion), 1113 nucleotides. Its product is annotated as spermatogenesis-associated protein 5-like protein 1. Bases 1 to 1113 code for a protein of 370 amino acids. The record is from RefSeq and is a predicted model, not a curated record. NCBI's taxonomy places the organism in Eukaryota, Metazoa, Arthropoda, Arachnida, Scorpiones, Buthidae. Gene Ontology annotation, molecular function: ATP binding; ATP hydrolysis activity. The transcript has a single exon.